AUGGCAGGCGCGGAAGGUGACGACAAUACCGAAACAUUUUCGGACUCAAAUCCUACACCAGAGGAUGCAGGAAAUUUACAAAUUUUACUCUUAAAAAGAGAUCGCAUUCACGACGAAAUAUCGCGUUUCAAGUUGUGGUUUGAAACAAACAAUCUAAGUACAUCCGCUUCUCGACUAAGAGUAAGAUUGCGCGAUUUUGUACGUAUUAAGGCUCAGUUUGACAAAAUCCAUUCUCAGAUUGAAGCUCUUGAUGACGCCACCCCCGAUUUAGAACAAGCUACCACAAGACUUUAUUUUGAAAACGCGUAUUACGAUUUAUGUGCAGAUGUCGAAGAUGCUAUUGAACAAAAACGCGUUAACACAUCUUCACCUGCACCGCAAGGUAACGCACCUACGAGCACACCGUCACCAUCGGUGCAGUUGCUCCCGAAUGUUAUUAAACCGUUUAGCGGAAUUUAUACUGAAUGGCUACCUUUUUAUAAUACAUUUAAAACACAAAAGGUGUCUACAUUUACAGCGGCAGUAAAUCGCAAUAGUACACAAUCCACUUGUUAUUUUUGUAAAAAAUCUCAUUUAAUUUACAACUGUGUUACCUUUUCAAAACUCAGUGUUUCGGAAAGAAGGUCUCAGGUAGAUAGGUUGAAAUUAUGUCAAAAUUGUCUCAAACCAUCGCAUACGUCCGAUAGCUGUAAAUCUAUGUCAUGUAAAUUAUGCCAAUUGAAACAUAAUACACUUUUACAUAGUGACCAACCCUCCCAUUCAAACGAAAACCAGCCUAGUACCAGCGGAGUUUAUUGCUCAUCCGCCCUUUUUCCACAAGCCGUUUUGUCUACAGCAAUAAUUCUAAUAAAGGAUUGUAAAAACAAAUUUCAAAAAUUCCGGGCUUUGUUAGACGUGGGUUCAGAAUCGCAUUUUAUUACUGAAGCCGCCACUAACAAAUUGGGUUUAAGUACAGAAAAUGCAAAUGUGGUCGUAGCAGGUUCAAAUACGACCGCUAGACAAAAGGUUCAGGUACAGAUCGAGUCGUUGCAUUACUCAUUUACAACAGCUUUAAAUUGUCUGGUAAUCCCAAAAAUUUCGAAGAACAUACCUGUCCGUACCUUUUCUAAAGAUGAGCUGGACAUACCUGAAGCGGUAAAACUUGCCGAUCCUAAUUUCAAUUUUUUGUCACAGCCAAUCGAUCUGUUAAUCGGAGCUGGAUUAUUUUGGCAACUGUUAUGUGUAGGUCAAAUUCAAACGAUAGGACAUGGCUUAAUAUUACAAAAAACUUUAUUAGGUUGGAUUGUAGGAGGGCCAUUGCAUGGAUGCCCCACCAGUAACACUCGUCAAAAUCUACAUUGCGCGGUCAAUAAUGUCAAUUUAGAAAACCAGGUUGAAAAGUUCUGGAAACUUGAAAGUUAUUCAAACGAUGAUAAGCCGCUCACAGCUCUUGAAAUACAACAUGAGAACUAUUUUAUUAACACUGCCACUCAAUUAUCCAACGGACGAUUUCAAGUCAGAUUAACCUUUAGCAAGAGUUUCCCAAUUUUGAGGAAUUCGAAAGAAAUCGCGCUUCAACGAUUGUACUCAUCGGAACUUAAGUUCGCAAAAAAUAUUAUGUUAGAAAUCAACUAUCAUAAUUUUAUAAAAGAAAACAUUAAUUUAGAUCACAUGCUUUUACUAGGUUCAUUGACAGAGCAAAAAAUCGAAAGUGAACCCCGUUAUUUUUUGCCUCACCAUGCGGUUUCCAAAACUAACGGGGUCACUGAAAAGAUUUGCGUAGUGUUUGAUGGGUCAGUCAAACCAUCAGUCGGAAAAAGCAUAAAUGCUUGUCUCAGUACAGGGUCAAAAGUACAAAACGACAUUUCCGAUGCAAUAAUUCGAUCUAGGACGCAUGAGGUCGCUUUUACAGCGGACAUUUGUAACAUGUAUCAUCAAAUUUUAAUUCAUCCCGAAGACAGACGAUACGAACAAAUUUUGUGGCGGGAUGAUCCUCAUUUAACAACUAACCACAUGAAUUUUCAUUUCAUUCCGCCUUCCACACCACAUAUGGGGAGUGUCUGGGAAGCAGCGGUCAAAUCUGCGAAAAGUCAGCUGAAACGCGUUACUGGUGCAUUUUUAUUUAAUUUCCAGGAAAUACAGACGUUGCUAAUACAAGUCGAAACGUGCUUGAAUUCGCGCCUGUUAACCACCAUGUCCAAAGAUCCAUAUGACCUAACUCCUUUAACUCCCGGUCAUUUCCUCGUUGGAACCCCUCUAACUGUUAUUCCAGAGGAUAACGUCACCACGGUCUCAACGAACCGGCUCUCCAGGUGGCAACAAUUCAGCCGCACUCAGCAGCAAUUUUGGAAACGGUGGACAGCAGAACAUAUGGGUCAACUUCAUCAUCGCCCAAAAUGGACCAAGGCCAGCCGCCAAUGUUGGAUGUAUGAUUGUUAUUCAUACAUACGUACCGAAAAAGAUUGA
Molecule: messenger RNA, 2445 nt
Organism: Zophobas morio
Lineage: Eukaryota; Metazoa; Arthropoda; Insecta; Coleoptera; Tenebrionidae
Exons: 1
Coding region: 1-2445 (814 amino acids)
Biological process (GO): proteolysis
Molecular function (GO): aspartic-type endopeptidase activity; nucleic acid binding
Source: RefSeq, a predicted model, not a curated record